Malus domestica (apple) is the source of this 676-nucleotide messenger RNA. The record is from RefSeq and is a predicted model, not a curated record. Lineage: Eukaryota; Viridiplantae; Streptophyta; Magnoliopsida; Rosales; Rosaceae.
AAUCCCCAAUCUAAGCAUCUGAAUCAAAAUCUCGGAGAUGGCGACGGUUCUAGAGCAACUGAUAUGGGAGAUAAUGAAGAAGAACAACUCUUUUUUGGUGAAGGAGUUCGGGAGGAGUCAUGACGGCGUGCGGUUCACCAAGGAGCCCAACAACCUCCUCAAUCUCCACUCCUACAAGCACUCUGGGUUGGCAAACAAGAAAACCGUGACCAUUCAAGGUGUGGGCAAAGAUCAAUCUGUGCUGUUGGCAAACAAGAAAACCGUGACCAUUCAGGGUGUGGGCAAAGAUCAAUCUGUGCUGCUGGCGACAAGUAAGUCCAAGAAGCAGAACAAGCCCGCUGCUAUGUUGCAUAAGUUUGUGAUGAAGCAAGAGUUUCGCAGGAUGGCCAAGGCGGUUGCGAAUCAGUUUUAUGCUGCCGUGAUAACUUUCGUCAUGAAGGAGUCAGAGACCGUCCCGGUCCGCCGGGUGUGUAACACUGGGGAUUUGGAUUUGCAGACGAUCAAUAGCAUGCAUAGUAGUGGGGGCAAGUGCCAUAAUAGUCACAAUGGCGGGAAAGGUGGUGCCUUUAGCUUCAGAUUAGGUUUUUUAAGUCGUUCUUCUUUGGAGGCUGAGCAAGUCUCCGCCGGCUGGCCCUUUUGGCUCAGCGCUGCCGCCGACGAGGCCAUAUACGGGUAG